Molecule: messenger RNA, 1471 nt
Organism: Filobasidium floriforme
Lineage: Eukaryota; Fungi; Basidiomycota; Tremellomycetes; Filobasidiales; Filobasidiaceae
Exons: 4
Coding region: 43-1308 (421 amino acids)
Source: RefSeq, a predicted model, not a curated record
UCGACUUGCAUCACCGCUCACUCUACCCCAUUCUCUGCUGCAAUGAGCUUUCGUCAGGAUAGCGACCCCGGUUCUGUCAAAUCCCUACUCGCCCUCCUCCGUUCGAACCAGGACGCCAAUACCAGCAACACCAGCAAUAGUGUCGCAGGAGGUUCUGCCACAGCUACUCCACCACCAGCACCUCCAGCUGCGAACGACCCGUAUUCUUUAGCUUCGAAUCCGUUUCAUCAGGCUACAUACGGUCAUCCCGGCUCAUCUAAGGGGACUCUGAACGGUCAUCAGCAUCAGCAUCAACCUGAACGAGCACAUGUACAUGGUUAUGACUAUGGAUACCAAAACCAGACUCAGCCGGGAUCUGCACAAACAGGUGGUUCUUCGCUACAAGACCUCCUGGCUACCUUGAGACGGAACAACUCCGGGCCAUCCACAUCCGGACCGUCUGAAUCUACACAUCGAGAGACACGCUCUCAUCCGAGCUGGAUCGAGACGCUCACUGGGACCGAGAGGAGAGAACGGGAGAGGGAAGAAGAUCCAUCACAGGUACAGGCUUCUGGCUCGAAACGACGUCGGAUCGAACGAGAGGUAGACAGAGUCGUAGAGGUGGAGGUGGAUCCCUAUGCCGAGGAGGAUCAGCAUCGACCUGAGAGGGGUUACGAAUAUGAUUCGUACGAAGCGAACGGAACGGACGACCAUGAUUCAGAGAGGCCCGCCAGGUCACCCAAGUCUGAACAUGUGAUCCAGGUGGAGGAUCCUCAUCACUCAGCAGUGAUAGACCUCUCCGCAAACCCAGACAAUGAUAACGAAGUGGAGGAGGAGGAGGAAGAUGAUCGGAUGAACAGGUACGGCUAUACGCCCGAACAAAUGUCCAACCUCUCUAUCGAAGAAGGAAAGCCGAUCGUAGAUGAACUGAUAAUGAGGGGUGAUGUGGUGGAGAAAUUGAAAAAGUUGAAGAAGGAACAAGAAGAGCUGGAACGUCACAUGUGGAAGAAGAGGGGAGAGAUCGUGGCGGAUUACAAGACGAAGUUGCCCGCCGAACGGGCUCCAGAUCAUCCAGAGUACAAGAAAAUUAUCCAACAAAGAACAGCAGCGCUCGCCAAAUUCUAUGCCCAGCGAGUCUUGCCCUUUUACGACAUCACGAUCAAGAAACAGCUCGUUGCGCUGGCAGAUAUCGGGUUCCCGUGUUUGGGAGAUCCGGAGGCGUCGUACCAAGGGGAUGGUGAUGAGGGCGACAAGGAGAUUAGAAAGAGGAGGGAGAUGGUUUUAGGCGUCAUUGAGACGGUUGUCGGGGCGGAGAAGGGGAAGGUGUGAGGGACGAGAUUGGGAUAUGAUGGAUGGGAGUAGUCGCACGAUGACGCGGAUCAGUCCGCAUGUCCUCGAACUUGUAUAAAGCGCAUUCAUAUACCACGAACUACGAACAGGCGCGCGUUUCAUAUGAGCGCGAUCUCGCGAGCUAUACAAUCGAUGGUAAUGU